This is a messenger RNA of Suillus subalutaceus, 1621 nucleotides long. RefSeq lists its product as uncharacterized. NCBI's taxonomy places the organism in Eukaryota, Fungi, Basidiomycota, Agaricomycetes, Boletales, Suillaceae. The record is from RefSeq and is a predicted model, not a curated record. Bases 205 to 1407 code for a protein of 400 amino acids. The transcript has 8 exons.
UUCAGCGCUAACGCUUUGAUUGCAUCAGGCAAGAACUUUGCGUCCGGUCAUGCGGUCCAUAUGCCAUGGUUCCCUCCAGGUCACCAGACACAAUGCUUCUUCUGAGCGCUGGGACGUGGAGAUAAGAGCGUGGUGGCACUCAUUCUGAUAACCCGCGUGCUUACCCAUAUUCCUUGCCUCUGACAGUGAGUCUUAGCCCACACCAUGGUCACGUCCCCGGGUUUCUAUUUAGUUGUGUCUAUAAUUCCAUAUAUUUCGACUAUCUUGGCCGUACAAGUGCAUCCAGUCAAGCGCAAUGUCGUCUCACCUGCCAACUGCACCAGUGAAUACUCAUGGAUGAACGACGGUUGGGGCGACUCACCUUGUCUUACUGUCGCUUAUGUCGAGGCUGCAUGUUCUGGGACCAACAGCUAUGACCAACCAGUCCUGAUGAACGGUUAUUCGUACUCCUUGCCAAAUUCUUCGACCGCAAAUCCAUGUUAUUGUUCUUGGUCGUCAUAUAAUCUUAUGAUGGCGUGCACUAUAUGUCAAGGCAAUAAUGAUUCUGCUGUCUGGGAAUGGGCUCAAUGGGCAUCCGGAUGCACCAACCAAUCGUGGACACAGAUAUUUUUCCCUUCUGGAUAUAUGCUUGGUGGAAAUGCUUCCAUACCUUACUGGGCUACUACUAAUCCGACAACAUGGACAUCUGCGACUUUCAAUAUCAUGCAAGCAAACGCUACUUAUCAAGCGAAUCCUUCCGAUGUAACCCCGAGCGCCUCAUCGUCAUCUAGCGGUUCAAGCUCAAGCUCAUCCAGCAGUUCAAGUUCAAGCUCAAAAUCAACUGACAUGGGUGCGAUAGUGGGCGGUACCAUUGGAGCCUUGGCUGCUCUCUCGCUUCUUGCCGUUGGCGCCUAUCUAGUGUACAGACGCCACGUGUACAAGAAAGGAGCUUACGGCUCUGUCAUCAACCGGCAGCCAUUCAUAGACAGAGGCGAUGUCGUACGGCUCUCCUGUGCUGUAUGGGCAGUCCUUGGCUCCGUCGCAAGAUGGGACUGUGUACUCUCCACAGCCCCAGAUGGCUUACCCCUCUCUGCAAGGUUCACUCUCACCUCCACCGCGGACGGGUACGUCUCUCCACACCACACGCAGCGGGCAGCCCUCCGAAGCCAUACCAAUGGUUUGAGUAACGUGUUUCUGGCCUUGGAUCAGACACGCAAGAUGUACUGUAAUGUGGACUUAUCGUCUCUGGGCCAGUCCCGUCAUUCGCAAUCUUUAUUCAUCUCUUACUCUGAUGCGCAAAAUAUAGGCAAAGCGGGGUCACGGAGUUUCUCUCUGUCUCCGCGCGUCCUAUCAAUAUUUCGUAUAUCCCGCUGUUCCCAUCAUCUCGCGAGACAUGAACUUCCGUCGUUAUUAAAUACAAUAUUUUGAAUUAUCAUGAGAUGUGGACAUGCUUCUGACAUUCUUUCGUUCUCUUCUAGAGACUCACAAUUUGAAUUUCAUACCUACUCCACACCAUUUUCAGUUUCCAAUUCCCCGGAUGUGAAGGCGCUAACUUGAAGAUCAGAAGUUUAUAAACCAGUGUACCCCUAGGCCUCCUUACCACGAGUUUACAUGAUGAAUCGACAGAAGGUGACGAUGCUCC